This is a messenger RNA of Lates calcarifer (barramundi perch), 8068 nucleotides long. It is a transcript of the gene cckbra, whose product is annotated as cholecystokinin B receptor a. Gene Ontology annotation, biological process: neuropeptide signaling pathway. Lineage: Eukaryota; Metazoa; Chordata; Actinopteri; Centropomidae. The coding region runs from base 1 to 1362 and encodes 453 amino acids. Gene Ontology annotation, molecular function: gastrin receptor activity; neuropeptide receptor activity. The transcript has 5 exons. Gene Ontology annotation, cellular component: membrane. The record is from RefSeq and is a predicted model, not a curated record.
AUGGCUCUGCAGGCGAUGAACGGGACUGUGCUGGAGGGGUCGGCGGGCUGUGUGGAGCAGGGGAACCUCAGCGUGGAAGUUACCGAGUAUAACAUCAGCUGCAAGAACAGCUCCGUCCUCACGAGACCGACCACCAGAGCCAGAGAGAUGGACUCGCUGCGUAUCCUCCUCUACUCACUCAUCUUCCUGAUCAGCGUCUUCGGCAACCUGCUGAUCAUCAUAGUCCUGAUCCUGAACAAGCGCAUGCGGACCGUCACUAACUCCUUCCUGCUGUCGCUGGCUGUCAGCGACCUGAUGAUGGCCAUCUUCUGCAUGCCCUUCACCCUCAUCCCCAACAUCUUAGAAGACUUCAUCUUCGGAGCCUCCAUGUGCAAGACCGUCACUUAUUUUAUGGGGAUCUCUGUCAGCAUCUCCACCUUCAGCCUCGUGGCCAUCGCCAUCGAGAGAUACAGCGCCAUCUGUAACCCGCUGAAGUCCCGCGCGUGGCAGACCCGUUCCCAUGCUUACCGUGUCAUCGCCGCCACUUGGGUGGUGUCGCUGCUAAUCAUGGUGCCAUACCCGGUGUUCAGCAACCUCAGGUCCUUCCCCAAGACCAACAGUACUGUCGGCCACAUGUGUCGCCUGCUAUGGCCCAGCCAGCAAGCUGAACAGACCUGGUAUGUGCUGCUGCUGUUCACGCUGUUCUUCAUCCCGGGAGUGGUGAUGAUUAUAGCCUACGGUCUGAUCUCCAGAGAGCUCUACCGAGGCAUUCAGUUUGAGCUGGGCCAGAACAGAGAGACCACAGGCCAAAAGAACGGGGUAGGCAGGGCUCUGGUAGGGUCGAGUGACGACGACGAUGGUUGCUACAUCCAGGUGGCUAAAAAACCCUCCUCCGCUGUGGAGCUCCCCACUCUCUCUGCCUCAUCUGGCGCCACCCAGGCCAAGACCGAGCGCGCCCGCAGUAACACCUCGGAGGCCAAGCUGCAGGCCAAGAGGCGAGUCAUCCGCAUGCUGAUGGUGAUCGUAGCACUCUUCUUCAUCUGCUGGAUGCCUCUGUACUCAGCCAACACCUGGAAAGCCUUUGACAUGAAGUCAGCCUCCAAAGCCCUCUCAGGUGCACCCAUCUCCUUCAUCCACCUGCUGUCCUACACCUCCGCCUGCGUUAACCCCGUCAUUUACUGCUUCAUGAACACACGCUUCCGCAAGGCCCUGCUGUCCACCUUCGCCUGCUGCUGCCGCAACAGGCUGUGCCGCCAGUGCCGGUGGUGCAGGAGGAGGGAGGCGGGGGAAGACGGCAUCACCGCCACCUCCAUGGCCACGUCGAUGGCCACCUCCAUGUCCAAGUUCAGCUACACCACCGUCAGCACCACUGGCACCUGCUGAGCCUGAGGGAGAGCUGGGUGGUCACAUCGGUGGAUGUCGGGUUACUGUGUGCACCAUCUUAUUAUUUUUUUCUUCAAUCUCCUGUUUUUCCACUCUUCAUCUUAAUAUGCUGUGAGUCAUGUGCUGAGUAAUCUCCCUGCCCUCGUUCAUGAGGUCUUUUUAAAAGGUCUCGUUCAAAUUCUGUGUGCAUGGUUGCAGAAUGUGAGGCUGGGAAAACGCCGUUUCAGUUUUGAUGACAUUUGUUUUCCUCUGUUUCACUGGCAGUAUCCGCUUUGUUGCAUCCUGAAGAGAAAAUCAAGUGCCUGCGCUCUUUGUGUGGCUUUGUCAUGUUCGGUUGUUCGCUGGCUCAGACAGACAUUUUAGCGACUCCAUUGAAAAUAGGAAUCCUGUACAUGUGCUUACUGUCUUUAUGUUCUGACUGUGCCAAAGGUUCAUUUCUGACAGACAUACUGUUGAACAGUGAGAACUCUUUAACUCCGUAAUGAAUCAGUAUGGAUUUCAGCUCCUUUUGUGUUUAAUGUUGUGUCAUCUUCAUUCAUUGAGUGUAUCUCAGCCAUCAGAAUUAUUUCACUGACGGCUUCACUAAGUGACUUUGGACAUGUUGGGUCUGGAAUCAGAAAUCAUCCUCUUAAACCAAAAUAUAUCAAAGGCAGAGCUUCUAGCUCAUCUGUGAGAUAGUGUUUUGCUCGUAUUGUGUUUUGUUUCCUCAUAUUUUAUAUGUAAAGCAGAUUUCCUGCAACCAAAAGAUUUUUUUCUUGGGAUGAUUCUGUUGGCUGAUCUUUUGCAGAACCACUCUGUGAUUCAGGAUGAUACAGCAGGUGAAUCUUUAUAUAAGCUUCUUGAAGAUAAACAUCUGAAGACUAUAAUUUAGCCUUAUCCCUGGCAUACAUAAAUAGGAAAGUCUGGUGCAUAGAGUCAGGCAAUUUUCUUGUGUUGAUCCCUCGUGUAAUAAAAAAAAAAAACUUAAAUUAAACUUAAAUCUCCCGUCAGCUCUGCUGCAAAUGUUGAAUACUGAUGCAGACGUUAGCAUCAGUGUGUGAAUUAGCACGUAGUCCAUUCAUGAAGGGCUGAUAGCACCUGUUUGUUGCUCCAGUCUGCCCCCGCUACCAGUGGCACGGGAAAAGUGCUUUAGUCAAACACACCUUUUCUGCUCAAUUAUCUGUGUGGCUCUGUGGCGUCUUUCAUGUACUCUCUCUGCCUUCUGCUGCAGUGCCGCCAAUUACUCUAAGCAUUACCUAAGUACAAAGCUCCUGUUUCCAGGCUUAGACUAACGAGGUGUUUCUCAGGGACCCUCUCCUGCAGUGCAAACCUCACGGCUCUGCCUUUGUAAGACUGUCAACAAAUGUCUCUGCUCACACACUCCAUCCGAGCCCUUCAGUUCUGUGAUUAUUAUAAUAAGAACAAACUAGAUUUAUAAAGAACAUUUACACAAAGCAUGUAGCCCGAAGUGCGCUACAAGGACAAGCAGAAUAUCAGACAAGUAAAUGGUUGGGCAAAAACAAGUACAAAGUAACAUUAAUUACAAUAGUUAAAAUAUUAAUUGGAAAAAUAAUAAAAGCGCCCUAGCUACAGCUGGGAAACAGAUAGCUUAGUUUAGCAUAAAAACUAGAACACUAAUUUAGAUCAAAUGAAGCAUAAAUUCACAGCAGCUUGUUCAGGUUGUUUUUAUGUUGAAACUGUCAUUGUUAGGUUGUGGUAUCAAACGACACGUUGGACUUUGAGUGGAAACUGUUGCUGUAACUGUGGCAUUUCUUACUAUGGGUCAUGCUGUCUUUGUACUCGCCAUCUGUCAGAGAGACUUGGGAAACGUGACUCUGGCAAGACAACGUACAGUAUAUUCAUGUAUUCCUAAAGCUUUCCAGAAAAACUUAAAUGUUACAUAAAUCUUUUUUUAACCAUCUUUGGAGUCUGAGCUAAAGCAAACUUGCCCCAUGGAUUUCUCUCGAAAAAUGCAUACGAAGAUGAAGUAUGCCUACAAUCUGUUGAUAUUUUUUUAAAUUUAAGAGCUGUAGGCAGGUUAACUCCUUCCAUUGAUAGAUAUUAUUUUGAUAACAGGACAUAAUCUUCAUUAACAAAUUCCCAAAGAAAUCAUAAUGAAUUCAACUACUUAUGCCAAAACAUGGAUAUGGUAGUGUUACACUGAAUCAUUUAACACCCCAUUAAGAUAUGUCAUAGACCAAAUUUUAUCAGUUGGUCUCUGCAGCACAAAAGUAGGUGGAUUUGUGUUAAGCAGUGUGAUGUAAUAUUUUUGUCCUACAUGCAGUGUACGCUGACAGCUUAGUGCUGUUAUCUCCUCUAACACUUUCAAGUUUGAGUUCGGUCCUCCCAUCAACCAGCACUCCCCAUCCAGGCAGCCCCCCCCCCACCACCCUUUUAUCCUUUUCAGUGCAGAGGCGUAUGAAUACAUGAAUGACAAUAGCGUGUGGGUGACAGCAGAGAUUUGCAAGCACAAGCACUGUCCGAGAGCAGUUUACAGGUGGUGGCAGAGGUGGCAUCGAGUUCGGCUCGCAGGCAGACAAUUGGCGCACAAAAAUCCCCAACAGAGCUUUCCUUACAAACACUUGUUGUGGCGGCUUCCACUCUGUGUGUGCUUUUGUAAUUAAGGCAGGAGACAGUGAGUGAUUUCCAUGUCUUCGCCAGCACUUGGUGAACUGGAGAACCUGUGAAUUCAUUCAGGAUUUAUUUGACUGAUCUGUGCACCCUUUUAGCUUCCAUCAAAUUAGUAUUUAUUCUUAAUAUUUUGUGGACAAUAUGACAUUGGAGCCUGUAGCUUAAAGGAAAUUCAAACAGUUAAGUAUGCUAAAUGAUAAAGAAUGAUGAACAGAAACCUUUUAAUCCUGACUUGUUAUUAGUUUUUUAUUCCAUGGCCAGUAGAGUUACAAUUUCACAGAAUAAAUCUCAGUUUCCGGUCAUGUGCAUUAUGAAUGAACAGUGCAAAAAUGUCUGGGUAGCCUUGCUCACUUUAGGUUAUGGUAAAAGCAGCCCAGGAAGAUUUGCUCUGGAAAAUCUACUGUUUUUGUUGAAUUUUAUAUCUGUUUUGCUAUUCACCUCAGCAGGCCAGCAGGUUUAGAUAUGCAUUAUUAAAAUAAGCAACCCACACAGUCUUAGAGCUGCUACUUUUCUUAUUUUCAUACUUAGAGAGUCAAGCUAAGCUAGUUUUUACUCAGCACACUGGAAAUAAAUACAAGUUGUCAUUUCCUCACUUAAGGAUAUGCUAGUUAUUUUGCAUUGUCAUGUCAACACUAAAAUGUUGUCCUCCAUACAGAUAGAUUUGUCAGAAACAGACAGACAGAUAAUUUUGGUAUCAGUUCAGUGAGUGCAGUGAUCAGCCAAACAUGUAGGUGUAAUGUUUGACAGUUAAGACAGAACUGAAAUCUGAAUAAACUGUGGGUCUUUAAGAGGUUGGGAUUGGUUUUUAAAAUCAUUUUGGUAGAUGUGUUUAUUUGCUUUGUUGCAGAGACUUGCACAUCAUGUCUGUUGCUAAAUAUAGAACUACAGCUUAGCUUAGCUUAGCAGGAAGGCUGGGGAAAAUCACUAGCUUGGCUCUGUGCUAAAGUUCACUAAUUAACUGAUGGUUAUUUUGUUAUUUCUUCAGUCAGGCUACCUGUUUCCUCUUGCUUCCAGUCAAACUAAGCCAAACGGCUGCUGGCUUUAGCUUCAUAUGUAGUGUACAUACUUGGGCGCCGUGUCUUCUCAUUUAACUCUUGAUUAAAAAAAAGCGAAUAAAUGUCCCAGCUAUUCUUUGAAGGCUUUAUAGAGUACUUCCACUACUGCAGGGACCUGCUCGGUAACUGCAGAUGUCUCCCAAAACAAACAGCAGGCUAACCAAAAAAAAAAGAAAAGAAAAAAAAAAAGAUUUCUACCAUAACGCAGUAAGUUUACAGACUCCUAAAAACAAGGUAAAAAUGCUCCUGCAGGGGUGAGUAAUCUCAUUCUGACCCUGUCCCCUGAAUAAUGCCUGAUGCAAAUUGAAACUGAAAUGAGGCUGAGUUAUGGGACCUUGCACACAGUUGGUUUCUCUCUUAUCUGUACUUCCCUCAACAAGAAUCCCAUUAGGUGCUUGAGGCAGCACACGAGGAAAAAACAGCAAACCUCAUUUGCCUCUUUAGCUCCGCACACGACGCGUGGAGCAAAUUUUGAUCGUCUUUGGACACAAAAGAAGUGACGAGCACAAAAUAUAAACUGCAGUGUCAUCUUUCAUGAAUGUCACUUUCCUGGCAGUGAAACACAAACCUCCUCAUAUCUGUGAUGAUUCAUUUGUGCUCGCUUUAAAAAAACAGGCGUGCGGUUUGUGUCACGCUCGUCACUUUUUCAAGUUCUAUUUCUACAAGCACCAACAGACUGUUUGGGCAGAUAAUGUUCUAUUUAAGCUGCUCAUUAUGAUUUUGUCCUUAGUUUAGAUUUUCAUGUUUUCUUUUUAAUUGAGGGAUUGCAUGCUCCAAAGAAGCUCUGUUCACCUUGAGUUUAAAAAUGCUACAAACAGAGCUGCUUUUCUUAGUUCCUGGAAAGUUGACAGCUGGGAGUUAUAAGAUUUUCAGCCAGUAGCAAACACUGCAAAGUAGUAGAAGUAAAUUACAAGAAGUUGUUUCUCAAUUAUUUAUAAUAGCUACCUGGAGGAUGGCUGCGAGUAAAAUGUGCCCCUGCUGGAGUUUUUAUUUUGUUCCUUUGCAGAAUAAUUUGUAAUUGCAAAGACUGAUUUUUGUAGUUUCGCCUCAGGCACAGAAUGAGAUAUUUUGUUUUGGCCUUCGGGUUCUGCACCUGAGCAUUACCAAGAAACAUAGUUUAUGUGAGCUGUCAAAGAAUCUGCUCUCAUCUGUUCCUCUUCAUGUUCAUUCGGCCUUACAUGUCUUGUAAAAAAGGGGAAUACGGUAGCUUUCUCUGCUCCUCUUCCUUCUCAAAUGUUGGAGUAGACGAGCUGUUCUUUUCAAGAUGCUUCUCAACACCUUCCCAGGAAGUAUCUUGAGUGUUAACGUGUAUGUCAAGUUAAAGUCUCAGCUUCAAGGGAAAAAUCCCGCGACUAAACAAAGUGAGAAACGCUGAGGUGAAGAGCAGGCGCAGAGUUGAGGUGAUGAAAUCCCAUAUUUAGCUCUUAUUAGCAUUGGAAAUCCUUCUCUGAUUGUGAGGCUGUCCGUGUUUGUGCGUCUAAAUGCGAUCAAUGUUUACCAAAGCAGUCUCCAGGUCUGCUUAAUUCUUUUUUAAGUUUGCCACAUCUGGUGCCUGCUUGUUCGACAUUGUAAUAAUAUAAAAUGUGUAUCUGUCUAUUAGUUGAACUGGGGCUCACAUCUGUGAGAGGUUUUAAAUGUGAGGUUAUUGGUGUUUGUGAUGUUUUGCUUUCACUGUAUCUCCUGUAUGAUAUAGUUAUUAUGAUGCGGUCUUGAUAUCCGUGGUUUGGUUCAUGGUUACUGGCUAUACGUGCAGUAUUUUUCAUGCCAAAUGUCCAUUAUUUAACAAAAAAUAAAUACUGGGAAAAACGUGAGAGCAUCUGUGAUGACUUCUUCCUCUGAUAUAAAAUUUACUAAAUGAUAAAUCUGCCUUUGGAUUAGCAGCUCUCCACUGAAGUUUGCAAUACUUUCUCACCUCAAGCAGAGAAGAGCUGGACUGUGAAUAAGUAUUCAGUACUCAAACAUGAAAAAGGGCGAUGAAUAAUAAAAUAGCAACAAACAAUGGCAAGUCAGCGUCCCCAGCGAAUACACUCUGGUAUGAAUCAAAGUCCUCGAGGGAGGGGAGAGCCCUCAGGAAGUUCAAACUCACAUUUCACGGACUGGGAUGAGGAAGAGGCUGAAUGCUCAGGAGUCAUCGCCAUAGCAACACACCCGGCCACAACAUUAAUCUGUCGUCUUGGACCAGAAAACUGAGAAAAUGCACCUUCUUUUUUUUCUUUUUUUUUUUUCAAGCUAUUCUUCAGAGACGUGGAUCUUGCCCUGUGUGAAAACAGGAACGUAUUUGUUUUUUUCUCGUUUGCAGUGCCUGAGAAAAAGUCCAUGAAGGCUUUUUAAAUAUUUUACACAGUCAGAGCGCAGUGAAAUGUGACGUUUCCUGAAUAUUAAUGAUAUAGCUGUGCUGUUUACUGUUGUAAUAAUAUCCUUUAACGGCUGCUUUCUGCUCUAUGAGGAAUUCUAAACAUUUAAUACAUCUUUUCUUUUUGGCAAUAUUAAAUAAGGUUAUUAAAGUCUAUUGAUUUUGAAGGAGAGGUUAUUAUUCAUUGCCUCGACCUUAGAUAGUAAUGUUCAAGUAUUAGUUCUGUUUUAUUCUGCCAUUUGAAAGAGCAGACUGGAGUGUUUCACAGUGGAUCCCAAUAUUAUGUGGAUUUAAAAACAUGAAACCAGGAGAUCCACUGUGGAGUUAUACAGAAACAGGCGAGAGGCACAUUUGUAACAGUGUUUCCAGCUUUCAGUGUAACUUUAAAAUCCAUCAAAGGAAGGUAUAGAGGUGUCAGGAGACAUUUUCACUUGUCAUAGUAGGUAAAGUGCAUGACUCUGUUCUACUCGAUUGUCUCAGUAAGCCUGGACAGUGUGACAGUGAGCAUAUAGCCAUCACUCAUUUGUCACCAUCAUUCACCCAGGCCUUACAUUAUCAGUUUAACUGGGCACAUAGCCCGACAUGUAUCAACAUGAUGCAGUCCACGUCCCCUUCAGCCCGUUAUUAUAACAAUAACCCAGGACACAGACGUGCUAUCAAGCUGAUUUGGCGUCCUUUGAAACACCAA